AUGUCGGACAUGCUACAACCGCCCACCCCCACCGCCCCCGAGAGGCCCGUCCUCGAGAGGCGGCGGUCGCGGAACCCGCUCAAGAAUCUCAUGCAGCACCUGUCCGUGGAGCCACCUGAGGAUGACGAUGAGAGACAGCCAAGGCGAGGGUCUUUGAUCCGCCGCAUCAGCUGGCGCAAGAGCCGCAGCCCUUCCGCCCACUCCGACAGAUCGGGCGGCCAACCGCAAGAUCCCACCCUAUGCCAGGGAUGUGCAGGCUGGGCUGCUGAUAUUGACUCGACCUUUGAUGAGAUGGACGCGUCCUUCCUCAAAGCAUUGAAUCCAGGAUCUGCUGAUGCUUUUGACAACAAGGAGCACUCCAUGGGUCGGCUGCACGAGCUCGAGGAGAACCGUUGGUCCACCAAGUGCCCGCUCUGCAAGUUGCUCCUUUCUGUACACAUUCCCAGCGAGGGCGAAGGCGACCUCUUCCUCUCCGGCUUCUCUAGCCGUGAUACCAACUACUUGAUCAAUACAAACACCAUGUUUGAUCAAGAGCACCCAGCCAAGGGUAAAGCCAAGGGCUAUAGCCCGGCGUUCCUGGGAGUCGUCCCCAAGAAGAGUGGCGAUGGUGCACUGAGCUGGGAUGUAAAUGCCGACUGGUUCCGCGGCGCUGGCAUGCUAUACAGAACGAUGCCAGAGUUCCAGACAGAACUUCUCAGUGCCGUGAGCGCGGUUAGCGGGAGGUCUGAAGGAAAGCACUCGCGAGGACCGUCUUUGUCCGACAACCAGGGCUGGGCCAAACGGGGAAUCUGGGGUCGUGAAAUGCACCAGGCUAUCGACAUGUCCGUGGGGCAGGACUGGCUGCGCUAUUGCGAGUUUUACCACCAAGGCCGAUGUGGACGAAAGCCAAUUAAUCGCGAACUCCCCGGAUUCCGCCUGGUAGAUUGCGCAAAGAGCCCCCCGAGGGUGGUUGAUGCCUCUAUCUCUGAGCGCUAUGCAGCACUUAGUUACGUGUGGGGGAGGAAAACAGCGACACCAGAGACGACGUGGCCCAAGGUCAUAUUGGACGCCAUCAUCGCCACCAAGGAUAUGGGAGUCCGGUAUUUGUGGGUGGAUCGUUUGUGCAUGGAUCACUUACUACCGAGGGACAAGCUAAAUCAGAUUGCUCGAAUGGACGAGAUCUUUGAGGGAGCCAUUUUUGCCAUCAUUGCGGCCUGCGGCGAGGAUGCGAAUCAUGGUCUGCCUGGAGUUGGUUCGACGACCCGACAGGCUCAGCCGAAGUACGAGUUCGUCAACUCCGACAUCACGCUGGUGUCAAGUCUCCAGGAUCCGCGGUUGGCGAUCAAGAAUUCAGCCUGGUACACGCGAGGUUGGACCUACCAGGAAGGUUUGCUCGCGAGGAGGCGACUCAUCUUUACCGAUCAACAGAUGUACUGGGAGUGCGAGGGCAUGUGUUGCCCCGAGUCGCUAGUCCUGCCUUUGGAGAUGUAUCAUGACAUGGAGGAACAGCGGAUGUGCGACUUUAUGCGACCCGGUCUCUUCAACGGCGUGUCCUUUAUCGACGGCAGCUGGGAGCGGUGGAAACGACUUCCCAGCAAGGCUGAGGAACCGAGCACGCUGAGCAUCUUCCGUGAGUCGGAUCAGCACAUUAGUAACUAUACGCGACGCGAUCUCACCUACGACGACGACUCUCUGAAUGCUUUCUUGGGAAUUUCACGACGCCUGGAGACUACUAUGGGCCGAGGCAAGGUCAUGAACCUGUUGGGAAUCCCUGUCUGGACACCACCGAUGGAUGAGCGUACCGGCCCGGCCAGAACGCGGGAUCUCUUCGCCCUGUCGACGUGUUUCUGGCACCACAAGGACGGCGUGAUCGCGCGGCGACGCACACACAUGCCGAGUUGGACGUGGGUAGGCUGGAAGGGCGCCGUUGACAUGUUCUCGUCGAUUGUCAUUGCCGACCCUGACGGCAAGGCCAAGGAACGGAAGCAGAACAACCAACACUAUGUGACCGCGACACAAUUCACACGAAACGACUCCAACUCCCUUCGGUGGACGUACUCCCCCAACAUCACCCUCACUAACCAGGACGGCAGCGUCGCUUACGACUUUGGCGCCACUGACCUCGCUUCAGGCAGGCCACCGAGACCGCCUGCUCUCAAUAUCCAGCCAUAUGGGAUUCAUGUGCCCAACCCAUUUGUGCUGGACCGAGUCAAGGCCAAGACACACGCCGGGGGCUGGAUCUUCAACCGAGUGAGCGUCGAUGUACGAUUGAGCCGCGGCGUGGGUGGCAUUCGCGAGUACAUCGAACAGCACGCAAAGGGCCAGCAGAUGACACUGCUCUGGUUCGUUGAAGAAGCGCUGAUCAUGCUGCUGGUUGUCGAGCGGACGGAACGUGAGGGCCGGGUUGUGUGGGAGCGCGUGGGCCGCAUGCGUAUGAGCUUCCCCGAAGACGCCAAGGAGGUGGUCAGGCGAUAUGGGAAGCUGGAGAAAAUGGUCGAGGACCUGCCGCUGCGACGGCUGGGUGCGGACAUUGUCAUCGAGUAA
This is a messenger RNA of Ilyonectria robusta, 2523 nucleotides long. Its product is annotated as heterokaryon incompatibility protein-domain-containing protein. NCBI's taxonomy places the organism in Eukaryota, Fungi, Ascomycota, Sordariomycetes, Hypocreales, Nectriaceae. Bases 1 to 2523 code for a protein of 840 amino acids. The transcript has a single exon. The record is from RefSeq and is a predicted model, not a curated record.